AUGAAAACCGUCGCAGUAAGGGCAUGCUCCCGUUUGCGGCCGAGAUUCGGGCCGCAAAGAAUAGCGACAUACUCCACAAGCACAAGCAAAGAGAGUGCGCCCACGCCCGCGGUCAAGAGGAGGCCCAGCAAGCACAAGGUCGCUAUGCUUGUCGGCUACCGUGGGGGCGGAUACUACGGAAUGCAGUACAACCCCCCGCACAAAACCAUCGAGGGCGAGAUACUCGCCAAGCUAUUCGACGUGGGCGCCAUUUCUGAGCACAACUCGACGUCGCCGAAGAAAAACUCAUUCAUGGCCGCGGCAAGAACAGACAAGGGCGUGCAUGCCGUGGUAAACCUGUUGUCGCUGAAGAUCUCACUGCAGCAAGACACGGUUGCGAGACUGAACGCCGCACUGCCGCCCGAGAUCCGCGUGUGGGGUAUCCAGCCGACCAAUAAGAAGUUCAACGCCCGCUCGGCAUGCGACUCCCGCUGGUACGAAUACUUGAUCCCGGACUUUGUGCUCGUGGGGCCUCCACAGGGCUCUGCCUUGCAUCAAAACGUGGGGGGAUGUUACUGCGACGACGGUUCGCAGGACGUGUGGGAUGCAUUUGGGGGGCAGGUGCGAGACAGAUUCGGCGCGCAACCAGAUGAGGACGAGCCUUUGACGCGCGACUACGUGGAUCUCUUGAGCACCACCCUCGGCGGCUACCGCCCGCCGAGAGCAAAGCUGCUCGCUCUCGAGGCCGCGAUGCAGCAGUACGUGGGUACGCACAACUUCCACAAUUUCACCACGGGCAAGCUUGCCGCUGAUCCGAGCGCCAAGCGGUACAUCAAGGAAGUCGUAGUAGCACCGGCCGCACCGCAGUGGACAAGCGUGCGGAUCCACGGCCAGUCGUUCAUGCUGCACCAGAUCCGGCGGAUGGUGGCACUUGCGGUGCUGGUCGCUCGCUGUCAGUUGCCGCCCAGUGUCGUGCGCGACCACCUCGUCGCCGCGACAAGGAAACACAUCCCGAGGGCUCCCGCUGCAGGCCUGCUGCUGGAGGGUCCCGUGUUCGCGCAGUACAACAGCAAGCUGCGCCGGCUGUUGUACCGCGAAAUUCGCCCGGACAGCGAGGCCGUCGAGCACAUGCGCCGCUUCCGGGAAUGCCAGAUCUACACUGCGGUGGCGCGCGAAGAAACGCAGCGUCACGUGUUUUGCCACUUUGUACGACGCACUAAUCGUCUGGCCGCGCCGCUAAUCUAG
Messenger RNA from Saccharomyces eubayanus, 1224 nucleotides. It is a transcript of the gene PUS2, whose product is annotated as pseudouridine synthase PUS2. The transcript has 2 exons. NCBI's taxonomy places the organism in Eukaryota, Fungi, Ascomycota, Saccharomycetes, Saccharomycetales, Saccharomycetaceae. Gene Ontology annotation, cellular component: nucleus. Gene Ontology annotation, biological process: mRNA pseudouridine synthesis; tRNA pseudouridine synthesis. The record is from RefSeq and is a predicted model, not a curated record. The coding region runs from base 1 to 1224 and encodes 407 amino acids. Gene Ontology annotation, molecular function: pseudouridine synthase activity; RNA binding.